Molecule: messenger RNA, 1277 nt
Organism: Schistosoma bovis
Lineage: Eukaryota; Metazoa; Platyhelminthes; Trematoda; Strigeidida; Schistosomatidae
Source: the annotation of a GenBank genome assembly
AAUACAACCGAUUUACAUAAUAUCAUUUUUAACCAAUUAUAUUAAAGGAAGGUUUUGAUUCGACAAUUGUAAUACUCAACAAUGAUUGGUCAGUCAUUUGUUAAUGAUAGCCGUAUUGAUAUAUUCGUAAAUUGAUAUAAUUUACAUAUUUUUGGGAUAUAGAUGAUUUUAAUAAUAAAAAUAAUUAAUCCGCAAUGAUUUACAUUAUUUAAUAAUAAUUUUUAAUAAUAAAUUAUUCAAAUGUGAUUACUAACAUAAGUGAAGUAUUACAGAAAGAUGAAAUGAUAUCAAAAGAAAGGAAAAAAGUUCGUCGAAUCGGUGUUAUAUCUAAACCUGAUAAUUUAGAUUAUCAGUUGGUUAAAGGAAAUAAUGAUCAUGAUAAAAAAUAUUCAGUAGAUAGUCAACAGAAAUUUCCAUUUAAUUUAUCUCGAAUAAGAAGUCCAUCAAUAAUAUAUGCUUUCAUUAAACGUAAACAUUCACAACCAACUGAUACUAAAGAUAUCUCAUCUAAUUACACAAGAAAGCAUUCAGUGCCUAUUUCAUUUAUCAGAGAAAGACUAUCUUCUUCACAGUCACCUGAUCAAUGUAAUUUACGUUUAAGUAAUAUAGAUGAAAAAUUAACUAGUCAACCUUCUGACAUAUUUGACAAUGAACAAAUAGAUGAGGUGAUUGGAAGAGAAACACGAAGUACUUCUCUUCAACGUGUAUCAUUUGCAACACAACAUUUGGAAAUAAAUUUACCAGAUGAUGAAAAUAUUAUAUCAGAAGAUGAAAAUCAUAUAUCUAAUACCAAGGAAGAAUAUUGUAAAGAUAAUGUAGCCAAUGCUUUGGAAAAUUAUAAAGAGAGCAAAUGUAGUACUUCUAAAAGAUAUCCCCGUUAUUCAUUGCCAGUAAGUUAAAAAUCUAUAUUGUAUAAUUUAAAAAGGUGAUAAUGAUGUCGAUGAAAUUGAUUGGGAUUAGUUUUAUUCGUCUGUUUCAGAUACUUCACUGAGAAAUUGUUAUGAUAUAUAUGUGAUCAGUAUAAAUUUGUAAGAAAUAAAAUGAAGAAAGUCUUCAUCACUAACUGAUCAGAGAGAAUUACAAACAGGUUUUCAUUUCAAGUAUGAGUAUCGGGUAAAUAUUAUCAAGUAGCUGUAAAAAUAAAUGUAAUAGCUGUUUCGUUAUUUGUCAAUAAUGCUCCAAUUAUUAUUAGUCUAUUAAUUAGAAUCUUCAUUUGAAUUAUUCCAUUUAAAACUACAUAAAUUUGAUUUCGCUUACUUGUGACACUAAAUGCAGAA